AGUGGUCCAGCCCCUCAGAAUCCGAAAAGCAUCACAGAAGCCUCUGCAUAAAGAUCAGCCUCAGUAGCAAGACUAGGAAACAGAGGAUUUCUGCUCAGUGAUAAAAGAUGAAACAGAUGUGAAGCAGCAGUAUGGAGCUCAAGAGAGGGAAAACCUUCAUAAAAUACAGUGUGCAACAUGAGAAAGUGCCACCAGUACACACAGUUCCUAUCAAUAGAGACAAUACAGGGAAAGACAGAAAGGCAGCUCUGGAGGGAAACCAAAGUGUAGCUGAAGUCCAGCUGGCAUGUUUGGCCACGCACAAGAACUACAGAUGUUCUACCAGAGCAGCAAGGAAUGGAGCUGGUGAUCAGAGCUUGGAAAAAUCAUCUGUGUCCUCCUACAAACUUGUAAGGAAGAGUAAAACCCAUGAGUGUGUUGCUGAGGCAGACAAAACAGAGCACUGUAGCCCCAGCAGCAGGGCUUCUGAGGAAGGUUUUUCUGGAAAGAGUAAGGCCCGACUUGUCAGUAGCAUCAGCUUUUCAGGGAUGUCAAGCUCCAGCAGCAAGAAAGAAUGUGUGGUCAGCCCCAGCCAGUCUGCAUGCAGCAGUCAGAUGAUUGAUUACAGGAACUUUGUGCCACAGAUGCCUUUUGUACCAGCUGUUGCAAAAACCAUACCCAGGAAGAGGAUUUCCCUCAAGAGGUCUAAGAAAGGGCUCAGAGAUAUAUUUCAUAUUAAAAAAAAUAAACCAGACAGCCUCACAUUCCUGGUUGAGAAGGACAAGAAUCUGUCCUCUCCAGGUUGCAAGAGUGAGUUUUCUGGGCGUCUUGCAAAGUACCUUUUCAAAACCGGAGAAACAUUUGCAGCUGAUUGCUUGUCACAAGACUGCUCAGACAGUGAGCUGCAGUCUGACUCUUCCUAUGACUGCUGCAACACCCUAUGUGAAGAUGUCGCUUCACUGAAGAGCUUUGACUCUCUCACUGGCUGUGGGGAAAUCUUCGCUGAUGAAAGCUCUGCUCACCUGGAGCUGGAGAACAGCAAAGAAAUUCUGCUGAGACGAAGCAAGCACAAAGACAACCCUGUCAUGGGCUCUUUCCAAGGGGGUGUGGAGCAGCUGGCUUCUCCUGGCCAGAAUGAGACUGUUGAAUUUGCAAAGCUUUGGGACAACAUCAACAAAUCAGUGAGGCUACAUCAGAGUGCUCUGUUUGAUAAGAAGUUACAGAAGAUAUCAAGUCCUGAUGUGGAAAAGCCUAGAAGCCAGGCUGCUGCAUCUGUGACAGACCCCCAAAUGUCACCUGAUAAAGAUGGUGACAAUUCCAAACAGAGCUCCACAGAAACAGAAACACCUAAAAGUGACAACCAGGAAUCCACAUCCACAAGUGAUGAAGGCUACUAUGACUCUUUCUCUCCCGGACAAGAUGAUGAAAUGAAGGAAGCUCAAACACCUGGGGUCCCAGGUAGAUUUCCAAGAGACAGCUACAGUGGAGAUGCCCUUUAUGAGCUCUUCUAUGACCCAAAUGAAGUCAAAAUAAACCCAGGCCUAGAUGAUGAAUUAUGCACAUCUGAAAGCAUUUCAGAACAAGCCAUUGAAAUCCCUUUGUCCAUUUACAGCUUCCAUGUUGGAGCCGAGGAGAACAUGGCCUCUCAAACAGCUUUAGACAUUAUCAGCCAGGGUUUUUUCCACAGCACAUGGAAAGGCAAAGAAUGUUUGCUAAAGCUCUGUGAUACUGAGAUUUCACUGACCAUGGGGAUAAUAAACUGGCUGCGAAAACACUCAGGACUUGUUUCCUCCCCUGAAUCUCUUCAGAGUCCUCAGUCACAGGCAGAAAAGUCUAAUGAUUUAUCAAUCCCACCCAGCCCCAGUACAGAGCAUAAAGUGAGCACAGAAGCUCAGCAGGAGAAACUAAGCAAGGAAGAAUCUAAUACAUUUAACCUACACAUGUCUUUGGAUGAAAGUAAACACGCAGCUCAGGCCUCCUCAGUAAAUAUUGCCGAAAGAGAUCACAGCCUGGGCUCUUGUGCUAACACAUGUAAUUUGAGUUUCCAAGGAAGGGAUGGGAGUCACCACAUGGAUUCAUCUAUAAUGCCUGAGACUGUGGAAACCAGCAGAGUAUCAAGUUAUGCACCACAGUCACAGGCUAAUGGAGACAACCUGCUGACAUCUUCAACUGAGAAUGGGAAGGUGACAGUAUCAGAAGAAUGUGAGGCAUCCACAGAUAAAAACCCACUGCCAGAAAAGCUGAACAGAGAGAGUGGCUCCCAGAGCUCUGAAACUCCUUUGUUAGAUGAUAAUCAUGAAGUAGAAUCAUGUUACUCCUACAAGACUGCUGCGACUUCACUCCUGGAUUGCCUCGAGAGGGAGGACAGAAAUAAGCCAACGCAUCCUUCUCUCUCGAUUUCCUGUGACCAGCCGCUGCAGCCUCUUACGGUCGGAGCCUUCCAGAGCUACAUUAGCCCCAUGCCAACAGAGAGCAGCACUAACAUAGUGCAGCUCCUGGAGCGCUGUGUCACACAGGUGGCAUCAUUGAAAAUCAGCUAUGAAAACAAGCACCUGGAAGACAAAUGCAUUGGGAAUGAAAUGAACAGCAUCAUUCAGAAGAUAUCUCAGUACAAAACCAAGUUAUUGUUGCAAAAUGAGCACAACUGCAUUGCCCCAAAUCCAGAAUACCCCAGUAUCACUAGCACAAACCAACACAACCAUGAGACAAAUUUCCAGUCCAGCAGUCUGUAUCACUUGAAAGAAAAUGGCGAGGAAAUUUGCUCUGAAGAUCAGAAAAGUAGAGCAAAAAUCAUAGAUGAAGUCACUAGAAGCAAGAUAAAUUUUGAAUACUCCCAGAUAAAUAAUCAAGCACUCUCCUAUUUAAAAGACUUUACACUUGAUCUCAGUCCAGCUGACUCUGGCCCUGCUACAACUCUUAGCAGACCAACAUUUUUACCUCUCAUUAACAAUGUCUGCUCAGACAUACCUGCUGCUUUUUCACAAGCUCCAGACAGCACCACAGCCUCUCUGGCUGACUUGCUGCAGCCCAAGGAGGCCAAGCAGUGCAGUCCAGGACCCUGGAGUUACGCAGAGACCCCCUGCAGGGGCCUGGCUGGAGGGAUGGCUCUGUAUCCCCACACAGAGGCAGGGGCCCUGGACACAGCCGUGACUGGGAGGAACCACCAGUAACACACCUGCAUUGAGAAGGUGCAACGCUGAAGAAUCCCUGUGUAGAUACCGAUGCAGCCCCCCAUGUGUAAUACAGCAUGACUUAGUUCCAUGGCAUCAUAUCAAUAGCAGAAGCAACAAGAAUUUCUCCCUGAAGAUCCUGGCAGAGAUGCUGCAUCAGAAAAUCGUGCUACUCUGUCUGCCUGCCUAACAGAAUUGGGACUUCCUGACAACCACACAGCCCUGAAGCCACUUUUGCAGAUGAGUGGUAAAUAAUACUCUUAAAAAACCCAACUCCAACCUUCAUCAGGAUUUGGAGAAAAGUCAUACCAUGACAAGAAGGUUUAAAGGGAAAAUAAUACGCAUAGUUCUGUCAGUUGUGCCACACAACAUCUGAAAUUAACCCUGUAUCUUUAAAACACAGUAAUGUG
Molecule: messenger RNA, 3559 nt
Organism: Dryobates pubescens (Downy woodpecker)
Lineage: Eukaryota; Metazoa; Chordata; Aves; Piciformes; Picidae
Gene: AMER3
Product: APC membrane recruitment protein 3
Exons: 3
Coding region: 132-3149 (1005 amino acids)
Biological process (GO): regulation of canonical Wnt signaling pathway
Cellular component (GO): plasma membrane
Molecular function (GO): phosphatidylinositol-4,5-bisphosphate binding; beta-catenin binding
Source: RefSeq, a predicted model, not a curated record